AUGUCUAGCGUUACACCAUCUGCCUUGAGACAGGCAUCUCGUGCCUAUGCUCGUCGACUCCCGUCGACUCAGCAUGGCUCCCUGCCGACCGCGUCCUUCCCCAGACGGGUGCUCGCCACCUCCGGUGGUGCAGCUUCGAGACGAACAUAUGUUACCGAGACCAAAGCGGGAAGUGCUCAGGUUUCGAUCGACACGGCCAUCAAACAGGAGCAGAAGAACUUCAUCAAGCAGACAGGUCUUCAGCCUGGAAAGGUCGAACUUCCUGCCUCUAGCAUCUCCGGAGAUGCUUCGAUGAGUCCCUCCGCGGGUAUUCUGAAACAAGCAACGGUCAUGGACCAAGGAACGCGACCCAUCUAUUUGGACAUGCAGGCCACUACGCCGCUUGACCCUCGUGUUCUCGACGCUAUGCUUCCCUAUCUCACCGGUAUCUACGGAAACCCUCAUUCCAGGACUCACGCGUAUGGUUGGGAGUCGGAGAAGGCUGUCGAACAAGCCAGAGAGCAUAUUGCGAAAUUGAUUGGGGCGGAUUCAAAGGAGAUCAUUUUUACGAGCGGUGCCACCGAAAGUAACAACAUGAGCAUCAAGGGUGUGGCCAGAUUCUUUGGUCGUUCCGGCAAGAAGAAGCACAUUAUCACAACGCAGACUGAGCACAAGUGUGUAUUGGACAGCUGCCGGCAUCUUCAAGAUGAGGGGUUCGAAGUCACAUACCUGCCCGUUCAAAGUAACGGACUGGUCCGGAUGGAGGAUCUCGAAGCCGCAAUUCGACCCGACACGGCUCUGGUCAGCAUUAUGGCCGUCAACAAUGAGAUUGGUGUGAUUCAACCUAUGGAAGAGAUCGGAAAACUCUGCCGUUCGAAGAAGGUUUUCUUCCACACUGAUGCUGCUCAGGCAGUUGGCAAGAUCCCCUUGGAUGUCAACAAGCUGAACAUCGAUUUGAUGUCUAUCUCCAGCCACAAGAUUUAUGGUCCCAAGGGCAUUGGUGCUUGCUAUGUUCGACGCAGACCUAGGGUUCGCCUUGAGCCCAUCAUCUCCGGUGGUGGACAGGAACGAGGAUUGCGCAGUGGUACGCUCGCUCCUCACUUGGUUGUUGGUUUCGGCGAGGCUUGCCGCAUCGCCGGUCAGGAUAUGGAGUAUGAUAGGAAACACGUUGAACGGCUGUCGAAGCGCCUACUGGAUGGACUUCUGGCUAUGGAACACACCACGCUCAAUGGAGAUGCUGAGCGCCAUUACCCUGGAUGCGUCAACGUCUCGUUCGCUUACAUUGAGGGCGAGUCCCUUCUGAUGGCUCUGAAGGACAUUGCGCUGUCGUCCGGUAGUGCCUGUACAUCUGCCUCGCUGGAGCCCAGCUACGUCCUUCGUGCGUUGGGCAGCAGUGAUGAGAGCGCUCACAGCAGUAUUCGUUUUGGUAUUGGACGGUUCACAACAGAUAGUGAGAUCGACUACGUCCUCAAGGCGGUUCAGGACCGCGUCCAUUUCCUUCGAGAGCUGAGUCCUCUGUGGGAGUUGGUUCAGGAGGGCAUUGAUCUGAACACCAUCCAAUGGAGUCAGCAUUAA
Messenger RNA from Aspergillus udagawae, 1554 nucleotides. RefSeq names its product IscS subfamily cysteine desulfurase. The transcript is spliced from 2 exons. Lineage: Eukaryota; Fungi; Ascomycota; Eurotiomycetes; Eurotiales; Aspergillaceae. Bases 1 to 1554 code for a protein of 517 amino acids. The record is from RefSeq and is a predicted model, not a curated record. Gene Ontology annotation, cellular component: cytosol; mitochondrion; nucleus. Gene Ontology annotation, molecular function: cysteine desulfurase activity; pyridoxal phosphate binding. Gene Ontology annotation, biological process: [2Fe-2S] cluster assembly.